AGGAGAGCACGCACCGAAUUACAAAACAAUAAUUCCCCACAUGCAGGAGGUAAUGAGGUGGUGAUGGAGCAGAAAGUGCAAAGAAGUGAUUUUAGAAGCAGUAAAAGCAGUUCGGACACUUAUUAUUACUAAGCUCUUCAGCAGUAGUGCCACCGACGGGCAACGGACAAUUCAACGGUUUACACAAGCAGCAAAGACAAAUUCGAAGCACCUUCGACUGAUCAAGGCCGUCGUUCGGUUGGCAGAGAUUGUUCGUGUGAUUACGACAGAGAGUCUCCGUCUAUCAUCGACCCUGAUUGUGGGUACUGUUGCCGACGUGAAAACUGUGCCUGUGCAGAAAGGUGGAGUCGAAGAAAAAUCAUCUUUGUUUACGCUUCAAAUCUACGCCUCGUAUUUCCAUACAUGGCUUAAUUGCUGGGUGCCACAAAACGACGGACAGUGGCGAUACCAAAAUUUAUUAUUCGAUUCUCUUAUCAGUGAAGAGUGUAGUGCGUUGCUGAAAAAAGCUGUUUUUUAUCAUGGAAUUCUAAAAAAAACACGAACAGUGACCUAGUGGCUAUCUGCGAACGCAGAAAAAAAAGUUGUUUGCGUUGCAAAUAGGCGAAAAGCAAGGUGGUAAUUAUGCGCUGGAUUGUCAACCUUGAGGGUGGACCAAGGCGAGUAAAUCACGCUUCGGUCGCCGUGGGAGAUUACAUUUACUCGUUUGGAGGCUACUGCACGGGGGAAGAUUAUCGCUCGACCAGUGCCAUCGAUGUCCACAUACUGAACACGAACAAUCUGCGCUGGACGCUGGCACCGUCGAUGAAGGAUGAGUACGGGGUACCGUGCAAACAUCCGGAGGUACCUUUUCAACGGUACGGCCACACGGCCGUUGCCUACGAGAGCAAAGUCUACAUCUGGGGUGGACGAAAUGACGAAAUCGUAUGUGAUAUUCUAUUCUGUUACGACACAAAAACGCUCAAGUGGAGCAGACCUGCCGUUACCGGGACUGUCCCGGGGGCAAGAGACGGCCAUUCGGCUUGCAUGUACGGCCAGCGAAUGUAUAUUUUCGGUGGUUUCGAGGAAAACAUCGACAAAUUUUCCUGUGAUGUGCAUUAUUUGGACAUGGAAACUAUGCACUGGACGUAUGUCGAUACACGCGGUGAUCCUCCUUCGUAUCGGGAUUUUCACUCGGCCACGAUCGUAAACCACAAAAUGUUCGUGUUUGGCGGUCGAGGCGAUGCUUGGGGUCCGUAUCACUCGCAGGAGGAGAUCUACUGCCCAAAGAUAGUCUGCCUGGAUCUCAAAAGCAGCCGCUGGGAGAUGCCAAAUACUACGGGCGAGGAGCCGCUGGGAAGACGGAGUCAUUCUGCAUUUGUAUACAACAACAAAAUCUACAUUUUCGGAGGAUACAACGGAAAUUUAGAUAUACACUUUAACGAUCUCUAUUGCUUCGAACCGGAUCGUUACGUGUGGCGGCUGGUUCGACCACAAGGACAAUCCCCAAGGGCAAGGCGAAGACAGUCGUGCUUGGUGAUCGGUCAGCGGAUGUAUCUCUUCGGUGGAACAUGCCCAUCGCAUCUGUCCGAUCCAGCCUCGUACGAUUAUAGCGAUACUCACGUGCUAGAUUUCAAUCCGACGUUACGUACACUCGCAAUGCUUAAGGUGCUGGAGUACAAACUGGACACCUCCUGCCUGCCAAGGAUAAUCAAAAUUGAAAUGCGUAACAUGACGACACCAAACAAAAUCAGUCGAUCGCUGGUAAGCGGCUAGGACCGUGAAGAGACGACUCUGAUCCGCAGCUGUCAGGGUGUGAUGUUUCGAGUACUGAGCAUUCUGCUGGGUAUUAGCAGGGAAUUAUGGUAAACACAAUCAGUCAUCACUUUCAAUCAUCAGGACGAGAUCAGGACAAGUGGAAGCCCAUGGUGUAAAAUACAACAAUAGAGGCGCUUGAUUCCUUAGUAUAAUAAGCGGCUACUAGCUACUAGCAAUGUGUGUUUGUGUAGAUGUAGAUUAACUUCAGUUUUCGUUCUUAAGCUGUACAUAAGAUUUAUGUAUUUUCAAAUGAAAUAACGAUGCAAGUGGA
Molecule: messenger RNA, 2065 nt
Organism: Wyeomyia smithii (pitcher-plant mosquito)
Lineage: Eukaryota; Metazoa; Arthropoda; Insecta; Diptera; Culicidae
Product: kelch domain-containing protein 3
Exons: 4
Coding region: 622-1752 (376 amino acids)
Cellular component (GO): cytoplasm
Molecular function (GO): protein binding; chromatin binding
Source: RefSeq, a predicted model, not a curated record